This is a messenger RNA of Gymnodraco acuticeps, 5521 nucleotides long. RefSeq names its product Rho GTPase activating protein 11A (gene arhgap11a). NCBI's taxonomy places the organism in Eukaryota, Metazoa, Chordata, Actinopteri, Perciformes, Bathydraconidae. Gene Ontology annotation, biological process: signal transduction. The record is from RefSeq and is a predicted model, not a curated record.
AAACUCUGCGGAAGAAGACAGCCUGCCAGUAACCGAUAUGACGAGCGAACAGUAGCACAAUGGCAGUUAGCUAGCUGACGAAUAUGAAUUGAUGUAAAUCAUAACUUCGUUGAAGAAGAGGUAAACAAACCAUUUGUAAGUUGUGUGACCCGAGGAGAGAUUUAGUUUUUGUUUGUUCGAGGCUUGGCAAUAAGCUAAUGUACCUUGCAAAGUUAAUAGCUGGCUAAUGUUAGCUAGCUAACUGCAUUGCCAACGGAAGCACGAAGAUGGCCAUUACGUGGUCAUGCAACGUUAGUUAAGUUAACAUCUUGUUGGGACUGGAAACCUUGGUAGUUGUUACUGCUGAGGUUACAGGUAAACGGUUUUCAAGAUUAAGCGUCUUGUGAGCAGUUAAGAUCCACUUGAGGAUGACUUAACGACAGAGGUUUAAAGAAAGUGAUACACUUGGAGAAACAGAAGCGAUACAGCUGCGGAUGUCAGUUAGGUUCUGUCAGUAGAGAGUAAACGAAUUGUUUCAAAGUUCGUUUGAAGUACAAGAAAGGAGUGUAAAAUGAAAGUCAUGGAGAAAAAUAUGAUGCGGCUUGUGGCUGUGCAACACCUCCGCGCAGCGUACGGGAUAAAGACAAAAAACUGGAACAAAAACAAAGCAGUCAGCUGUAAGACUGCAGCCAGCAACUCGACAAAAGUGUUCGGGGUCUCCCUGGAGACAUUACCGUACUAUAAUAUGGAAUGUGGGACCGUGCCAAGAUUUCUGGUUGAUGCAUGUAUGAUGCUGCUGGCGCACGUGGACACAGAAGGCCUGUUCAGAAAGUCGGGCUCUGUCAUCCGCCUGAAAGCACUCAGGGCUAAACUGGAUGCGGGCGAGGAGUGUCUGUCCACGGCUCUGCCCUGUGACAUAGCCGGCCUGGUGAAGCAGUUCUUCAGGGAGCUGCCGGAGCCCGUGCUCCCCUCAGAGCUGGAGGAGGCCUUCCUCAAGGCCCAGCAGCUCCCCACCGAGCUGGACAGGACCUCCGCCACCAUGCUGCUGUCUUCUGUACUGCCCGAGAAAAACCUCAGCACUCUGCGUCACUUUUUGGACUUCCUCCACAAUGUGUCGAUGAGGAGUGCAGAGAAUAAGAUGGAUAGCAGUAACUUGUCUGUAAUCCUGGCCCCCAACAUCCUUCACUCGGGAGACGGUACAGAGAAAAUGAACGCUCACACAGAGAAACGCCUCAAGCAACAGGCGGCCAUCGUUCACUGCUUCAUAGAGAACGCCCACAACUUUGGAGUGUUACCACAGUUUUUGCUGGAGAAAGUACCGGCCAUGAUGGGCUGUGAGGGGGGGGUCCUGUCACCUUCUCAUGAUGGACUUGAGGAGCUGGACUUAAACUCUGGGAUGAAGAAGAAACUCAGGCGCAGCUUUGGAGAUAUGGUCAAUGGUGCUCUGAAUAAGAUAAAAACUAAUAGAACACCCACAAAUUCCAACCAGUCAGACAGUCUUGUCUUUUCUUCUGCCACUCCUGUGAUUGCAACACCGAGCUCAAAGAGAAAGCUUCCUCUGGAAUCUGGUCACUCUUUUGGAUUCUCAAACAAGAAACGUAGGUCUGUCAAAAAGACCCUGGGGAUAGACUUAUUCCCCAACACUUUGUUCAGCGCCACUUCCACUCCUGGAUCAGCUUACAGUGCUUCUGGGGUCUUGGACUCUCCCAACAAUCCGUCGUCAGCAGGGAAGUCUAGAAGGCAGCCCGCUGUCUCUGUGAGGAGGAAGAGCCGACGAAUCAGCAACAGACAUGCUGUCAACAGAGUUGAAUCCGGAAGAGCUGGCUGCUUCUCUCCUAAAGUCAGCAAAAAAGAAGCUCCAAGAAAAUCUCUGCGGCUGCGCUUCAACCUGGGGAAGAGCAGCAAGGAGGCUGUGUCAGAGUCCGUUGGCUGGCGGCUUGCCACGCAGGAGAGCACCACCAGCUUCCGUUUCACCGAAGAGACAGAGUUCAGUCCAGCUGCUCUGCCUAGAGAAGCAGAAUCAAAAAGCACCAAGUUCAUCAGUAAGUCUGAAGACAACCUGCUGACCCCCCAAUGUGACUCAAGUGUCCACCAGACCUCAUGGAGCAGGGAGACCCCUCGAGGAGCGCAGGCUUUCAGGGGAGGGUCCUUCACCGACACCCCCAUGAACAUGUGCCUGAAGAACAACUACAACUCUGAGCCGGCCAUCGUGGUGUCGAAGCCCCCAGCAGUGUCCGUGUUCCCUAAGAAGCUCUGCUGUGCUUCCAGCGCUGAGAGCGAGAUCUCUCUCACGGAAAGCCAAACUGCUCCCACCCUGCUGAAAAUACAGAAGGCUUUCACAAAGUCCGGGAGUGACCUUCAGCGUCCCUGCACCUCUGUGGGGACACACACAACAAAAACACUCGACAGCCUCCUCCCCCCACCAGAGACCCCCCCAGCCAAAGUCCUUCCCGUGGACACGUGUGCCUCCAGCUUCCCAGCCCAGCAGAGCUUCCUGGCUUACGAUCAAAACAUCACCUUUGGCCAGCUUGAAAUGGCUGCCUUAUCACCUUUGCAUAUUGACAGUGUCCUUUUUGAGUGUGGUGUGUACCGUACUCCAGCAGCACAGGCUGACGCAGGGUCUUUCUGCGCCGCUGCCAUCAGUAGCCUCAACAGCUCCACGGUGGGGGAAAGUGAUGCGGAGGUGGAGCAGGUGAACUGCAGCCGGCUGGUGGACGCCCUGGACAUCCAGAGUCCGGCCCACUUCAAACUGUGCGUCCCCUCCGGCGCCCAGUCCACUCCGUACAGGCUGGGCCUUGAAUUCAGAGAUGAGUUCAGUACCCCGCCUAAGAUUGGUACUAAACUCCGUGCGGUACAAAACAAAUGUUCCUCAGAGAGCGGUGCCGAAAAACAGCAACCCCUCUCCCCGCGCAGCCUGGAGACCGAAAAGCGCCGGGUGGCGGACCACAUCCAUCACUUCAACAAGCUCACCCUUCACUCCCCCAAAGGGGCCUUGGCCAAACUCGUCAGAUCACCCCUCCAGUUCAAGCGCACCCCCGUACGUCAGACCGUGCGCAGGAUGAACUCUCUGCUGGGGGAGAGCAGGAGACCAGUCGGAAAGGAGGAACUCGGCAUCAGCCAGAACGGCCCGAGCAUGAAGGCAGUGAGCCUGGAGAGCGGCCUCUCCUCUCACCCCCAGCUCCAGCGUCACCAUGUGUGUCACAUAAAGAAACCCCCCCCCAGUCCUCCCAAAAAGCCAAGCACCCUGGCACGUAAAGCCAAGGUGUGCGCUCUGGCCGACUUGACCAACAAGGUCCAGCCAAAGACCAACGUGGACAGCUCUGACCAAUCGGGAGCUCAGAAGCCUCUGGGGCAGCAGGUAGUGGAGAAGGACAUGAGCCGUUACAGAGGGUCCCCCAGAAACCCCCUGAACCAAGUACGCCUGAUAUCAGCCACCAAGCCUAUAGCUUUAUAGUUUCAGUCUUUUUUUGUUUCCUCCAUACUCUGCAGGUCUCUGUCAGCUACGUGACAUUAAACAUUCCCGCUUAUAUUCAUAUUUUCAGGGAUUUUAAUUUAUUUGUUUAGCUAUGGUAGGUGAUGUUUGUAUUGUGAUAGGGUCUUAUUGGGAGAAUGUUCAUUUGCCUUGUGUUUGUUUUACUCUAGUAAAGCAAGUAUUACAAUAUCGACAUAUCAGCUGACAGCGUUAUGCUGUGUAGUUAGACUAGUGUGCAGGCCAAAUGAUGUGUAAUGUGAUUGAUUGAGUAUGACUGGAAAUGUUUUGAUCAUUGUAAUGCUUUUUUAUUUAUGCAUUUGAUAUCUAAUCCUUAGGUAGAUUUCUUAAAAAAACAAAACUGUUUACAGAAGUUGAAGCAGUUUUUAUUUUUUUUAUUUACAGAAUAUAUUCGUACUGUCAUCUUGAACUGAAAAAGAAAAAAUGCACCUUUUUGUUGGGUUUUCACACAAAAAAAAAGCCAAUCAGUAUUGAUCUAUCACAGUGCAUUAAUUACAAAACCAGCUAAAUGCUUUGCUAUGUGAAGUGCUACAGAACAAAUAAAGUCAAACGGCAUAACCCUUAAGGGUUUUACAGUUGAAUUAUUCUUGUUUGCCUUAACAGUCAGUACUUGUUUGCGCCACAAGGGGGAGUCAUGCAACCACUGCCGCCCUAAACAACAGUUCACUGACAUGUUAGUGAAGCAUGUUAUUGGUAAAGGCUUGACUCUUUCAAAAUUUCGACUAUAUCCUGAUAUAAAAGCAUAAUAUCACAAAUAAAUGUGGUUAUGGUACAUAUCAGAAGAUUACUUGCGUCACAGAUGCAUUAAUUUAAUACAAAUAUAUAUUUUUUUCUCUGUGUAAAUUCAGGUUUCUGAUUGCAUUCAAUGACUUAUGUUGACAUGUAAGAGGUGAAAGGCCUACAUCUUUUUUCUCCUGUAAAGAAUCUGCAGAGUAGACCGUGAAGUGUCGAGGUCAAAACCGUUGCUUCCGAUUUAUUCUCCACAGCCCGAUGGAGGGCUCGGGUGAUUUUCAGUUGCAGACUGAACUUGGAAAAAAUCAUUUUAAAAACGUUACUUUCUGCAGCAGCAUAUUACUUUGUAUCUCUGCAGUGAUGGCAGAGCAAUUUCCCUUAAUAUUGGUCUGUUCUGCACCUUCGGGCGGUGCGUCAUCAUGAUGCAUAUUGGUAUUACAGAUCACGCAGUUGGGCCGAGGCCAUGUGUUCUGCAGAUUAAUGUUCACCUUUCUGUAACAACAUGAAACAUGGAAGAAAUAAUGCUGGAACAAACUAUUCGUUUAGAUAGUUAUGGUAUACAGAUAAAUACACUUUUGAUGACUGGCAUACCUAUUCUAGGUUUAAACCAACGACAGUGUGGGUGCUGGAGUUUAUUUUCAACAAUAAAGGGCUAAUUGUGACUUAUAUUUACACUUAAUGUAUUAUAUGUAUAUAUAGCAGUGAUAUGCCUUUUUACAGCUUUAUUUAUUGUAUCAUAUUUCACAUGGCAACAUCAAAGUUUCUCCUAAUAAUGGCUGUUAGUAAAGCAUUAGAAAAACCUUUUAAUAUCCAACCAAAAUGCAUUAGUAAUGAGUAACAAUGUUAGUUAAGACAAUUCCUUUUUUUAAGUAUACGGCUAAAACUUUUGAUAACUUUGUAAAACUUUGAUUUUAAAACUCUAAAACGUGAUUUAUGAUAACGUGUUGCUUCGUUGCCUUUUUUUGGUCAUGUAAAAUAAAACGUAGUUUUGGGACUAAAAUAAACUAAAUCAAUUUAAAGGACCUGUCUAUCUACUGGACUAUGAUAGCGUUUCUAAAAUGCACAAUCUUAGUGAAAAAGCCUACUCUUUGGCUCAAUUAUAUUCCUGGUAUUCAGUAACAUUAAAAUAAUGAUAUAUCGAGAAUGUACACUAUAGGUGUUCUGUAAUAUGAGUCAGACAGUCGACAUUUCUUAUUGAUUCUAUCCCUAUUGCAUUCGUAAUUUACGAGAGGACCGUGAACGCCUACAUUUGGGUUUAAAGUGUGACAUAUUAUGGUAUUAUCAUGUUCCUUCUGAUGAAAUAAAAAAAAAUCACCAGUC